AACGCGUUGGUCUGCAAUUGCCUGCCGUGCCUGCGCAACCAUCGACAUCUCAAUCUACAACGCAACCUCACCAGCCAUACUCUUCUACCUCUCCAUUCAUCACCUUAAUCUCCCAGUCCUCGUCCUCUACCGACUUCGCUUCUCCCUCCUCAUCCUCGUAUUCUCUCAAUUGCACACACCGAUCCACCGCCACAAUGAGUAGUCCAUUCGACAUCAAUGGAGGUGCAUGCGUUGCCAUGGUGGGCAAAGACUGUGUAGCCAUAGCAUGCGAUCUUCGGCUAGGUCUCCAAGCCCUUACGGUGUCGAACAACUUUCCCAAAAUCUUCAAUUAUGCACCUUCGGUCUUUCUGGGCCUGACAGGUCUGGCAACAGACGUUCAAACCGUCUCAGACACCUUUCGCUAUAAAGUCAACAUGUACCGAUUACGAGAAGAACGCAACAUCUCCCCUCAGACACUCGCAAACCUAGUCUCGUCAUCUCUCUACGAACGGAGAUUCGGUCCUUGGUUCGUCAGUCCAGUUCUUGCCGGUAUCAAUCAUACAACAGGGAAGCCGUUUAUCUGUGGCUUCGACUCGAUCGGAUGUAUAGAUUUCGCAAAGGACUUCAUUGUCGCAGGAACAGCCAGUGAUCAACUAUUUGGAACAUGUGAGGGGCUAUGGGAACCUGAUUUGGAACCGGAUGAGCUUUUUGAGACGAUAUCACAGGCCCUGCUGAAUGCUGUCGAUCGCGAUGCCCUGUCAGGUUGGGGUGCCCAUGUCUACAUCAUCGAGAAGGAUAAGGUUACCAAGCGCCUACUCAAGGGAAGACAAGACUAGAAAUGGCUUCUGCUUCACUCUCGUGUACUAUCAUCACAUUCUACCACCAUGCAACGGCGUUCUCCGAGAAUCAUAAUUGAUGGUUUGGCUAUCACGGCUCUGGUCCGACCGAAGUGGAUGGGCACAAUAGGGAGACUUUGCUUUGUAUGCUGGUCUGGAGCUGCAGCUUCGGCUGGUAUGCUUGAAACGGACCGCCAAAAGGUCUAUGGUGAUUGUCUCCGGCACUAGAUAGGCCGUGACUUACCUCCCUCCAGAGGCAGGCAUCCAUAAUCUCGUGGGGAACUGCGGUUUCUUCGAGCCAGCCUUGGGUGAACGGUCAACUACACUCGAGCAGGUAGACAAAUAUUUGGCCUCAUCAACUGUAAUGCCAGGAGAAUCAUCACUGUUGAUAUGCACUGUAGUCUAUGCCUAGAUAUCCGUGUCGCUAUGAGUUCCUAGAGAUUGAAUGUCGUGC
Exophiala mesophila is the source of this 1269-nucleotide messenger RNA. RefSeq names its product proteasome subunit beta type-3. The transcript has 4 exons. Lineage: Eukaryota; Fungi; Ascomycota; Eurotiomycetes; Chaetothyriales; Herpotrichiellaceae. Bases 195 to 815 code for a protein of 206 amino acids. Gene Ontology annotation, cellular component: proteasome core complex; proteasome core complex, beta-subunit complex. Gene Ontology annotation, biological process: proteasome-mediated ubiquitin-dependent protein catabolic process. The record is from RefSeq and is a predicted model, not a curated record.